AUGGCAAUAAAGACGGUGAGUGAUUUAUGUCGUCAAUAUUCGACAGUUUCUCAUAUUGAUCCAUCGACGAGCCAAGACAAUACAAUGGGUUUCAUGUAUUGGCAAUUGAACGACAUUUGGCAAGCACCAACAUGGGCGUCAAUUGAAUAUGGCGGUAAAUGGAAAAUGUCACAUUACUAUGCGAAACAGAUGUAUCAAUCAAUCUAUGUUUUACCCUAUCUCACAUACGGUGAAAAUGCCAAAAUAAGCACUUAUAUGAUUAAUGAUGGAAUUGCGAGUGAUAAUGAGCAAGGAAAAGUUGAAUGUCGCAAUGGUAUACUUUAA
Molecule: messenger RNA, 324 nt
Organism: Didymodactylos carnosus
Lineage: Eukaryota; Metazoa; Rotifera; Eurotatoria; Philodinida; Philodinidae
Source: the annotation of a GenBank genome assembly